AUGUCUGGAGUUAAUAUUAACAACCUGCAAAACACUUUCCAACGUGCUAUGAAUCUGUCAGGCUCACCAGGUGCUGUUUCCACUUCGCCUACUCAAUCCUUUAUGGAUGCUUUGCCUCGUCGCAUGAGUACUUCCAAACACAUCAAGACAUUGAAACCGUUUUCUACUGGUGACAUGAAAAUUCUUUUACUGGAAAAUGUGAAUGAAACAGCCAUCAGUAUUUUCAAGGAGCAAGGCUACCAAGUUGAAUUCUACAAAGCCGCCCUGCCUGAAGAAGAGUUGAUUGAAAAAAUUAAAGAUGUCCACGCCAUCGGUAUUAGAUCAAAGACAAAAUUAAGUGCAAAAAUUCUAGAGCACGCCAACAAUCUUGUGGUAAUCGGAUGUUUCUGCAUUGGAACAAAUCAAGUCGAUCUUACGUACGCUACUCAACACGGUAUUGCCGUUUUCAAUUCCCCUUUCUCAAACUCGAGAUCUGUUGCGGAAUUGGUUAUUGCUGAAAUUAUCAGUUUAGCCAGACAGUUAGGUGAUAGAUCCAUUGAGCUUCAUACUGGUACUUGGAAUAAGGUUUCUCACAAGUGUUGGGAAGUAAGAGGUAAAACUUUGGGUAUCAUUGGUUAUGGUCACAUCGGUUCUCAAUUGUCCGUUCUAGCAGAAGCAAUGGGUCUUCACGUCUUAUAUUACGACACCGUAACAAUUAUGGCCUUGGGUACUGCUAAACAAGUUCCAACUCUGGAUGAAUUACUAAAUAAGUCGGAUUUUGUUACUUGUCACGUUCCUGCUACCCCAGAAACCAAGAACAUGUUAUCCGCACCACAAUUCGCAGCCAUGAAAGAUGGUGCUUACGUUAUCAACGCUUCCAGAGGUACAGUUAUUGAUAUCCCAGCUUUGGUCGCAGCUUGCAAAUGUGGUAAGAUCGCUGGUGCCGCUCUUGAUGUUUACCCUAACGAGCCAGGUAAAAAUGGUGAAGGUGUCUUCAACAACGAAUUGAACAGCUGGACUUCUGAAUUUGUCUCGUUGCCUAACAUCAUUUUAACUCCUCACAUUGGUGGUUCCACCGAGGAGGCUCAAAGCUCUAUUGGUGUAGAAGUCGCCACUUCAUUAACCAAAUACAUUAACGAAGGAAACUCCGUCGGAUCUGUGAACUUCCCUGAGGUCUCUUUAAGAUCUUUGGAUUACGAUCAAGAGAAUACUGUCCGUGUACUAUACAUCCAUCACAAUGUUCCUGGUGUGUUGAAAACGGUCAACAACAUCCUUUCGAACCAUAAUAUCGAAAAGCAAUUUUCUGACUCGAAUGGCGACAUUGCUUAUCUAAUGGCUGACAUUUCAAGUGUUGAUCAAAGCGACAUCAAAGAUAUCUACACGCAAUUGAACCAAACAGAAUCCAAAAUCUCCAUCAGAUUGCUUUAUUAA
Zygotorulaspora mrakii is the source of this 1410-nucleotide messenger RNA. RefSeq lists its product as uncharacterized. Lineage: Eukaryota; Fungi; Ascomycota; Saccharomycetes; Saccharomycetales; Saccharomycetaceae. The record is from RefSeq and is a predicted model, not a curated record. Bases 1 to 1410 code for a protein of 469 amino acids. Gene Ontology annotation, molecular function: NAD binding; oxidoreductase activity, acting on the CH-OH group of donors, NAD or NADP as acceptor. The transcript has a single exon.